This is a messenger RNA of Fusarium oxysporum Fo47, 1574 nucleotides long. RefSeq names its product concanavalin A-like lectin/glucanase domain-containing protein. Bases 262 to 1377 code for a protein of 371 amino acids. The transcript has 3 exons. Gene Ontology annotation, biological process: carbohydrate metabolic process; fungal-type cell wall organization. The record is from RefSeq and is a predicted model, not a curated record. Gene Ontology annotation, cellular component: fungal-type cell wall. Gene Ontology annotation, molecular function: glycosyltransferase activity; hydrolase activity, hydrolyzing O-glycosyl compounds. Lineage: Eukaryota; Fungi; Ascomycota; Sordariomycetes; Hypocreales; Nectriaceae.
CUUUUAUUCUCUCUCUCCAUUUCUUUUUCUCUCAUUAUUCAUGCAUGCUCUUUGAGUAGGUAGAACAAUAAGUUCCUCUUUUCCUUUGAGUUGUUCUUCUUUCCUUGUCUGUCAUUGUCUAUCUCAUAUUGCUUGAUCCUUGGGUGUUUCAUUCGUUUCAUCACCCAUUCACUCCUUUGAUCUCGACAGACUCGACUCACUUUUCAUCUCAUUCAUUUUUCCUCUCUUUUCAUUUGAUAGACUGAACUCGGAUCAAUCACCAUGCUUUCGCGAUACAUCCUUCCCGCGGCCGCCAUCUUUGGCCUCGCGGCUGCUCAGACAACCACCGACUGUAACCCUCUCAACGAAACAGACUGCAAACCCAACCCGGCUUUCGGAACCAGCCAUCUUUGGCACUUCAACGACACACCCUCCAGCGACCACUGGGACAACCACGUCGGUCGCGUCACCUACGAUGAGAACGACGGCGCCGCCUUCACCGUCGCUAAGCAGGGCGACUCGCCUACUCUGCGCACCGCGUUCUACUUUUUCUUCGGCCGCACCGAACUUCUCAUGAAGGCCGCUCCCGGUGUUGGAAUUAUCAGCUCCAUGAUGUGGCUGAGCGACGAUCUGGAUGAGGUCGACUGGGAGAUUCUGGGUGCGAAUGACACCCAUGCUUCGACAAACUACUACGGAAAGGGUGUUGAGGACUUUACCAAGGCGGGGUGGCACUACGUUAAGGGUGGUAUGCAGGAGGAUUACCAUAACUAUACAACGACGUGGACGAAGGAUGAGUUGAACUGGUACAUUGAUGGAGAGAAUGUGCGAAAGGUUGUUGCGAAGGAUGAUAUGGAUAGCUAUCCUCAGACACCCAUGAGACUAAGCAUUGGAAUCUGGGCUGCUGGUGAUCCUACUAUGCCCGAGGGAACUCGCCAAUGGGCCGGUGGUGAUACCGACUACGGCAAGGGCCCUUACACCAUGCACGUCAAGAGUGUCUACGUCGAAGAUGCCAGCACCGGAAAGGAGUACGUCUACGGCGACAAGACAGGCAGCUGGGAGAGCAUCGAAAUCGUCAAGGGCAACUCAACCGCCUACGAAGCUCUCUACAAAGAACCCGAGAAGACCACCUCCGAGAAAUGGGAAGCCCUCCCCGCCGGCACAAAGACAGGAAUCUACGCCGGCGGCAUCGGCGCCGCAGCCAUCGGUCUCGGAGCUCUAGGCUUUUACUUCUGGCGUCAACGCGCCGCGGGUGCCAGCGAGGCCAAAAUGGCCAGCGACAAGGCCGCCGCUGAGAACCAUGAUCUCAUGUCGUACCGUGCUGGUGAGGAUACGACGAACCAGGGUUUUGAGUACAGCGCUGCCAAGUACUCAAAGGUUCCAGCUCAGGAUGCUGCUUAAAGUAGACGGGUUUAAAACUUAGAGUUGUGUUUUCUUUUUUUCAGAUUUCUUUUAGCUGUUUCUUAUUUCUUUUUUUGUAAUGGCAUAUACACACUUUUGUUGGUUGAAGUUAUAUAUACUGUAGAAAACCUCCACAGGAACAGGGACAUUUAUAGCAGGUUUGGCGUUGAUCAAUUGGAUGCAUUGUAACUUACCAC